CACCAUCAAUCAGUCACGACCGCGACUAUCAAACAGUCUGGACGCAUAACACAAAUCGUUCGAUCGGUGAUUAUACAACCAUUCUCGCCAAAUCAACUCAUUCCCUUUUUUGCUCUUGCCCUCCUCCUCCUCCUCCUGUUCCUGCUCCUGCCUUUUGUGAGUUGUGCGUGAUCGUGUCGUUUAUUCUCAGGCAGAUUUCAUCGACAAAAUUAAUAAAUAAUAAAUCAUUAGAAAAAGAAAAGAAAACAAAGAGAGACGCACAUAAUUUCAACAUGAUGACGUCUGAGCAGAGAAGCGAAUCGGUGGUGGACAAGCAUCAACAGCAUUCGUCGCUGACGGAGGACAGCAACAGCAACGCGAGUAGCGCCAGUUUGAACAGCCGCAGCGGCGGAAGUAGUCCCAGUGAUAACAGCAGCGUCGACAUCGAGAACGGCGGAUCGGUCGGCGACGCACCGAUCAACGUCGAUCUUUCGGACUCGAUCGCGGCCGCCGUGCCGGCCGUGAUCAUGUCCGUGGCCGACUCGCUGUCGCCCGUCAAAGCAGCUGUUCAUCACCAGCCGCACGAAGCGUCUGGCUCAUCGGCGACAGCCUCGCACACUAGCAAGUUAAGUCUCAAUCAUCAAGUCAGCCACUUGUACACGAUCGAGGCUAUUCUUGGACUGAACAAUCAACACUCCAAAGAGAAAGACGAUCGGUGCGAUGUUGGCGGAGGGAGGCACCAGCAGGCGAAAUUGUUCCGCGAAAUGUCGCAAGCUCAUCAUCAUUACAAUGCUGUGCGUCCCAACGAGGCGGAUGCUGAACAGCAUCCGAUGAUGAGCAGCAUCAAUCAGCCGGAGGAGAGCAGCGAUGAAGACGGCCAUCAGGCGAACAAGAGCGGCAUGAGCGGCGCUGAAAAUGGCGCAGGCGGAGGUAGCGGCAACAGCAAAAAACACCGGCGGAACAGGACGACGUUCACGACGUUCCAGCUGCACGAACUGGAACGCGCCUUUGAAAAAUCGCACUACCCCGACGUCUACAGUCGCGAGGAGUUGGCUAUGAAAGUCAACCUGCCCGAAGUCAGAGUCCAGGUCUGGUUCCAGAACAGACGGGCCAAAUGGCGACGACAAGAGAAGAUGGAAGCAUCGCAACAACUGCGCAAGUUCCAGCAAGAAUUUUCUUCGAUGAUUCCGGCCGCUGCGGCUGCCACCACUCCGCGCUACAACAAUAACAACAACAAUGGCGGAUCGGCUGUUGUUGCGGCUGCGGCCGCAGCCGCAGCCGGACUGCCCGCUCAUCUCGAUCAUUGGCUAUCGCUGACUUCCGGUGCGGCUAUGGCCUAUCAUCAAGCGGCGGCUGCGGCGGCUGCGGCCGCUUCGUCGGCCUAUCCGCCCGCAGCUUCUUAUUUAAUGGCUCCGAUGAUGGGAUCGGCUGCGCUGAUGAAUCAGGUACAACAUCAUCGGCAAACGACUCCGUCGCCAUCCAGCGGCUCUUUGACCAUCGCGUCUCGGGAUUCACCGGAUCACGUCGCUACACCCACCUCCCGAUUCCGCAGAGGCGAUUCCAAGCCGCUGUAGUCCCGCUGAUCCCCAUUUUAUUUUUGAUCGAAAUCCCCCAGCAUAUUAAUGUCGGCUUAUAUGAAGAAAUUUGUGUUUCAGACGUAAAAUGGUCUUGUGUGCUGUCUCCCAUAUCAAAAUUCCAAUCAUUCGUGUGUCCAUUCCGUGUAUUGAUAUCAGUGAGGAAACAUCAUUUUUGAGGGGCAUGAGAUACUUGUAAAGUGUGAUGAAUUCUGCAUUCGCUCGAUACAUUUAGGUAUAUAUAUACGUACAGUACAUAUAAAUAUAUAUUAUAUAAAGGCUCUAUACACUUGUGUGCAAUUUCGUUUGUUGGUUUUGAUUGCCAAUGAGUGACGUGACGUGACCGACUUUUCUCUUGUAGUUUCUCCUGUAUUGUCUGGCCUCCUCUUUCGAACUGACACCCAAUCGUGUACAUAUACAUUAUGAACGUAAACUGACAGAACAAUAAACACGAAAUCAAUUACCCUUA
Molecule: messenger RNA, 2022 nt
Organism: Daphnia magna
Lineage: Eukaryota; Metazoa; Arthropoda; Branchiopoda; Diplostraca; Daphniidae
Product: retinal homeobox protein Rx-B
Exons: 3
Coding region: 273-1553 (426 amino acids)
Biological process (GO): positive regulation of transcription by RNA polymerase II
Molecular function (GO): DNA-binding transcription factor activity, RNA polymerase II-specific; RNA polymerase II cis-regulatory region sequence-specific DNA binding
Source: RefSeq, a predicted model, not a curated record